AUGCGUUACACGACAUGAGGCUGAGGUCUAGGUAGCCACGUAGCUAGAUUCCUUGCAGAGCCCGAACACAAGCUGGAGCCCAUCGCGACGUAUUAUUCCUUGAUCCUACGGCCUGCUCACCUAUCGAAAAAUUCGCGAUGAGCUUCGGCUACAGUGUAGGUGAUUUCGUUAUUCUGAUCCAGCUUGCCGACAAGACUCGGCGGCAAUUUUUGGAUGCACCAGACGAAUUCAAAGCGAUUUCAGACAUUGUAAAAAGCCUUUCUCCAAUAUUGAGAGAGAUUGAAGACGUCUGGCUCAUUCGGGAUCUCAACCUCAAGCAGCUGAAUGACCUACGCGACAUAGCACAGAGCUGUGAAGAUGCCCUUGGCAGGCUCAACGAAAAGCUGGAGCGAUACCAGGAGCUGGAUAGCCACCCAAAAGAACUUGGAGGGAAGGUACACAAAGCAUGGAAGAGAUUCCGCUGGAACCCAGAAGAAAUCAAAAAGUUGCAGGAUGAUAUUAUUGUACAUGUCAACCUCUUGGAUGCGUUCCAUGGGAAACUCUUUGGUCAAGUCACGCUGGCAAUCGAAGACGGCGUUGACAGGCUUCAUCGCCGCCAGGACGACAGAGAACAUCAGGAAAUGCUCGACUGGCUUACUCCUAUCGACUUUGCCCCUCAGCAGAACGAGAUUAUCCAUAGGCGCCAGGGAGAGACAGGACUAUGGCUAUUGCAGUCCAACGAGUUUCGCAGCUGGAUCAACCAACAAUCGCAGAUACUCUUUUGCCCGGGUAUACCGGGAGCUGGAAAGACUAUGAUGUCUGCGAUUGUUGUGGACUAUCUCAUGGCAAAAUAUCGGGAUGACCCAAGUGUUGGAAUUGCCUACGUAUUCUGCAACUAUCAGUCGCAACACGAACAGACGCCCGUGGCCAUCCUUUCAAGCCUUUUAAAACAGCUGGCUUCAGCAAGGCCAGCACUACCCGACGCGAUAAAAGGGCUCAACAAGCCCUUCAACCCUAAAGCUGAGCGCCCGCCCCUUGAUGAAAUCGUAAAAGCAUUGCGAGCGACACUCAAGUUGCACAGCAAAGUUUUCAUUGUCAUUGACGCCUUGGACGAGUAUCGCGUGGCGACUGGGGAUGGAACAGACGAGGACGAAAACUAUGCUGCUAACAAAGAAGCCCUUGGAAAGCUCUUAUCUGAACUGUUCCAACUUCGAACUGAAAUCCAAGUCAGCCUCUUCGCGACAUCUCGGUUUGAGACUGAUAUCACUUCGCGGUUUGAAGGCUGUGUAUCUAAAGAGAUCCGCGCUCAUGAUCAUGAUAUCCUCAAAUACAUUGACAGUCGGAUGCCAAAGCUUUUGCGGUCACAGAUCUCCAAGCACUCACAACUCCAAGAGAAGAUUAGGAACGAAAUUUUGAAUAGUGUUGACGGAAUGUUCCUCCUAGCUCGAUUGCACAUGGAUUCUCUCAUGAGUCAACCCACAGUUGGGCAUAUCAACCGAGCUCUGGUCGACCUACCUCGUGGGCAAAAAGGCCUAGAUAAGACGUACGACAAAGCAGUAGAGAGGGUUGAUGAGCAGCCGGAAGCCUCUCGACGGCUUGCUAGAAACAUCCUGUCUUGGGUAAGCCAUGCGCGGAGAGUGCUCUCUGUCAGAGAACUACAACAUGCCCUGGCUGUACAUCCAGACAUGGCCGACCCCGACGAAGACUUCCUUCCUGAUGUCGAAAUCCUCGGCUCAAUAUGUGCCGGACUGGUUCGAGUGGACACUGGCAGCGAUACUGUUCAGUUGGUUCAUAAGACUACGGAAGAAUAUUUCAAACGCAAAGCGAUUCUUCCAAACGCAGAAAAAGAAAUUACAGUAGCUUGCGUUACUUAUUUAUCGUUUGAUGCUUUAGGAUCGUUCGCCCGCUCACAAGGAGAACGCUGGUUUGUGGCAAUACAUGAUGUUCAGGUACGACUACGAAAAACGACAGAAUGUAUCCCUGGCCUUGCAUCUUGCCGUAUUCUUCGGUUUGGAGAGUAUAACAGCCGCUCUGCUCGCAAAAGGCUUACCACCAGACUCCCUCGAUACAGCAGGACGAAAUCCACUGUCGUUUGCCGCACAAGAAGGCCAUGAAGGAGUUUUGAGCUUAUUGCUUGCAAAGGGCUCACAACCAGACUUGACCGAUAAUUUUGGAGGAACUCCACUAUUGUAUGCCGCGAAAUGCGGCCACGAAGGACUCGUGAGCUUACUGCUUGC
Molecule: messenger RNA, 2216 nt
Organism: Mytilinidion resinicola
Lineage: Eukaryota; Fungi; Ascomycota; Dothideomycetes; Mytilinidiales; Mytilinidiaceae
Exons: 5
Coding region: 138-2093 (651 amino acids)
Source: RefSeq, a predicted model, not a curated record